Molecule: messenger RNA, 2590 nt
Organism: Durusdinium trenchii
Lineage: Eukaryota; Dinophyceae; Suessiales; Symbiodiniaceae
Source: the annotation of a GenBank genome assembly
GAAGGCAAUGCAAGCAUGCUGCUUGCAACAGCACAGUGGGUGGACGGUCCACAGGGUAGCAGCGGAGAGCUUCCUGGCCCCUGAUCGGCCUUUGUCCCAGUGCCUUCCCUACAGUCUGGGCGACCAGUCCUUGUGGGCAGGAAACGUUCCACAACCAGAGGAUUGGUUGAGGGCAUGGCGAGCCUGCAAGACACCAUCUUCCUUCAAGGCAGCUCUAGCCUUCUUCUCGACUGAAGAUUACAGCAGGGGCCUCAAGAACAUGAUUUGUGUCCUGCACUGGGCAGUGAAAGAUUUGCGCAUCAAGAAACUCAUGCAGUCCAAGAACAUCAGCAUUUCCGUUGAUGACAGGAAGGAGUACAGAGUAGUGCGCUAUAAGUGCAGCGUGCCUGUUGCAGAGGUGAAGGACCCGGAAGACGCAUCACAAGAAGGGUCCAAGGUCCAAGGUAUGCCUUCUUUAGAGGAGUGGGUAGCACAGGGUCCAUUGUCGUCAGAAGGAGUCCUUGGCAUCUUCAAGGUGGGUGUGGAUGCUUCUGCAGAAAGCCACGACAUGGACAAGUCGGAGUCUAUGGCGCAGAGCAUUUGGGAGAUUUUGAGGCGAAUGUGUCAAGACCCUGAAGGGCAUUGCAACUCAGAAGCCCUCGACCAUGUGGCCCAAAGCAUCCGGCAUUUCUCAUCCGACCAAGGGCCAAACGUUGCGAAGGUGGGUAAGCUCCUGGCUUCCAGCGGUAAGUUCCCAAACCUCGUCUACCUGAGUUUUGAUGCCGCCCACCAAAUACGAAUCGCUUCCAAAGACCCAUUGAAUGCUUUGCCGGCUUUCCAUCAACAGUUCCACCGCCUCUUUUCUGGGCCCGACGCUCUCCUCCCUGCGAUUCAGCACAGCAAAGCUUGGCAAUCCAAACUACUCACUUGCCAAAAGAUGGUUCUGGAAGCUCAUGGAACACAGGGAGGCUUGGACAGGGCCUUGCAGUCCUUGAGCUACGCUCCUCACAGAUUCGAUUCUGCAGCCACCCCGCUCUUCAAGUUCUGCAGCCUCAUCAGGGCCAUGGCGUUUCUUUGCGGUAUGCAGGCUGCCGAUGCACGGAACCAACAGAAGGUUCGGCAUCUGGCUGAGGAGGCUUUGCAGCAUAUGGUGGCACCAGAGCUUAUGCGUGCAGCUGUCACUGCUGAUUACACAGCGGAGUGCCUGGGCUUUCUCCGAUCUGGCUUCGACAUUUCAGACCCAGACCCUGCCACUGUGGUCGACCUCCUGCGUGCCUUUGACACCCGCAUGAGAUCGCUGUUUGUUGACGGCUUGAUUUUGUCCAAAGCGCUGCCCCCACAGAGCGAUGAUGGAUUUUGCCAGAAAACUGCAUCCCAAAUGGUUUUCGAUGAGGUGGACAAUCCUGAGCCGAUUUACUAUGGCAACCGCGUGCACUAUUUGAGCACCAAAGCCACAGCCCCCGAGAUCAGAAAGAUCAUGGACUCCAUGUGCCUCGUUGUUCAGACAAUGCUGAAGAGACUUCAGGCUGAUCUGGCAGAGGAUGAAAUUGCAAUUAGGCUCUGCAAAGCCCUCCGCGUAGGUGAUAGAAGCACUGCGUCCAGUCUUGCAGCAGUAGCCCAAACCUUGGCCAGGGUGUUUGAAGCUGCCAAGAAGCAGGCUUUGGAGGUCACAAACAGGAUUGGUUGGAGCUGGGCAUUGGAUUCCAGGUGGCGCAACAAGUACCUACCAAGACUGGCUUGGACACCUGAGUGUCAGCAGCUGGUGGAGUUCUAUCUCUCACUCAAGUUGAACACAACGACCCUAGAGCGUGAUCUCAGCGAACUUUUGGCACAGCUGUCGGCGCAUUCUGGGCCUCUCUCUUCUUGUGGAUCGACCAUUUCGCCAAUUCUGGAAGUAAGCCUAGAAGGGCCACAGAGAGAAGAAGAUCUGUUCCUUCGAAGUGAGGCUCCAGGAGGGCCACUGGUUCCAACUGACUUCGCGCGCUUGUGUGCCAAGCUCUGGCUCCAACACUUUGGGCGUCGCUUUCGGUUUGUGUACCGGAAAGAGCCAGCCACAGCAGAUGGUAGAAAAGGUCCACGGUCCAAGGUCCAUGGCCAACAGCAUGAUCCAAGGUCAUUGGUGGGCAGACUUCAGGGGAGGACCCAAGCAGCAAGCAAUGCUGCUGCGAGAUCAGGGCCGCACGAAAGCUUUGUUCCUGGCUUGCGCUUGCCUUUAAGCCAGCCUGCUCCGCCCCUCCCUGGAACUCGUUGGGCUUCUGCUAUGGACAGCAGCGCAAAGGCCUCUCUGGAAAACUUCGUGAAGAACACUGAUCGGAAAAAGCAGCGUACCUGUGUCGGCAUUGAUUUCCCGCAUUGUAACUUUUUAAUUCCUCCCACUCAAGCGUCUUUUGGGGCAGGUAGUUUACCAUGUUUUGCAUGGACCAGCCUUUGCUCUUCAAAAAGGUCACGCAGAGGCUGCAAAUCUUCGGGCGCAGGGCAAGCAGCCUUAUGUGCCAACGCAUCCUGUUUUGGGUGGCCUUCGAGUCAGCAAGCAACCUUUUCUGACCAAGCUUGCCGUCAUGGUUGGCAUGCACAGGCCUGUGAAGAUCUUGCCCAUCUACCAGCGCUAUAG